AUGACUAUUGACAUACCCGGAUACUAUUUUGACAAAGACAGAAACCGAUAUUUUAAGAUCCAGCCCAACCAGAAUGCCCCUGCUGGAUCCGACUACAGUCGGCAAGCGGUCAACGCGAGAGAAGUCAUUGACCACGCAGAGCGCCGUGAAGAGUCUGCACGCCUGUCCAAAAAUGCCUCCACCAUCAAAAGAUCUCAAUUCUUACAACAUCCCUUGCUCGCUUUGGACAAGAGGCUGGGAAAUUUGCAGAGGGCCGGUACCUUUGUCGCGGAAUACUAUGCCGCUGGCCUGGCAGGAGCUAGUGCUUUGUCCCCCUUCGAUUCCUGGCAGGAACAAAGACCAGCUUCACAUUUCGACGUCGAGGAACAUUUAGGCAGCUUGUUUACAGCCUUUUCCGAUAACUUACGGGGUCAACAGCGUCGACCAGUCUCUCUGUUGAUGGGCCUUCAUCGCCACACUGCUGCAUCAGCACACAGAGACAUCCUGUUUGCUAAUGCCGGGUUUCUCUCUUCAGGGAAUGAUUCUGAAAGUUGCCUAUAUCAUUCUAAAAACUGCGAACUUGUGCGAAGAGUGCCGAAAGUGGACUAUGUUCAUUGUGUUGCUCCCGGCCUAGUCUGCUGGACGAUUGGAAGCUCAGCAGGGUUCAACCGGUCUCAACUGGAAUUUUCACGUUACUAUGGGCGUGACACUGGAAGGCAAUCCGACUUUUGGGUCACUCUGACCUUCGACACUCUGAUCUGGGGUCUGGCAUCUUCACCCUCCAAGGACUGGAUAGCAUUGGCUACUGGCCGUGGCGUUUAUUUGGUAUCGAACCUGAACUCCAAUUCACCGGUGACCGAGUCCCGUCGUUCUAGUGAGCAAAGGUCAAUAACUUUCAAGGAUGAAAAUGUCUUCCUGGCGGGGGCAAGGACUGGGAAGGUAACCAUAGGCGACCGUCGCGCAGGCGCAUGUCAAACCCGACUGCAGCACUCCAGUGCGGCCAGUGCUCUCGCAACCCUCCCCGAUGGCAAUCGAGUCAUUGUCAGCGGACUGCCAGACACGAAAAUCUACGAUCUACGCUUCACGUCGGCCCCUUCCUCCACAUACAAAUCUCACGGUCGAACCAUGCACGCUCCCUCGAAUCCGUACGUCACAUUCAACAUCCCGCCAACACGCCAACAGAAGCAAUACGGACUCGGUUUUGCCUACGACCCCGAACUCAACAUCGUGCUCAGUACGUCUACAGACAACCACAGGGACAACCGUGUCGGCCUCUGGUCCGUCGCGACGGGCCAGCUACUUGAAGGUCCCUUGAGCAAGCACAAAUUCCGGCAGCCGGUGACUUGCGCGAGAAUCGUCCAGGUCCGUGACGGUCCCAAGAGCAUUCUCUUAGCCACGGCUGGCGAAAUUCAAGAGUGGACCCCUCAGGGAGGCCGUCUCGGGGACGUCCAGGAAUGA
This is a messenger RNA of Rhinocladiella mackenziei CBS 650.93, 1437 nucleotides long. RefSeq lists its product as uncharacterized. The coding region runs from base 1 to 1437 and encodes 478 amino acids. Gene Ontology annotation, cellular component: Cul4-RING E3 ubiquitin ligase complex. Gene Ontology annotation, molecular function: protein binding. The record is from RefSeq and is a predicted model, not a curated record. The transcript has a single exon. Lineage: Eukaryota; Fungi; Ascomycota; Eurotiomycetes; Chaetothyriales; Herpotrichiellaceae.